Molecule: messenger RNA, 768 nt
Organism: Pleurotus ostreatus (oyster mushroom)
Lineage: Eukaryota; Fungi; Basidiomycota; Agaricomycetes; Agaricales; Pleurotaceae
Gene: TPI1
Product: triosephosphate isomerase
Exons: 6
Coding region: 1-768 (255 amino acids)
Biological process (GO): glycerol catabolic process; glyceraldehyde-3-phosphate biosynthetic process; gluconeogenesis
Cellular component (GO): cytosol
Molecular function (GO): triose-phosphate isomerase activity
Source: RefSeq, a predicted model, not a curated record
AUGCCUCGCCAAUUCUUCGUCGGAGGGAACUUCAAAUUGAACCCCACCUCCCGGGCGCAAAAGCAGGCUUUAGUCAAAGUCCUGAACGAUGCCGAUCUCGACUUGAACACAGAGAUCGUGAUCUCUCCCCCGUCGAUCUACCUCAUCCCACUGAAGGAGAUCGUGCGCAAAGAAAUCAAGGUUGCUGCCCAAAACUGCUACUACAAGGAUAAUGGCGCAUUCACUGGGGAGAUAAGUGCAGGACAGCUUGCUGAUGCCGGCAUACCAUAUGUGAUUUUGGGCCACUCGGAGCGACGAACUCUCUUCCAUGAGACAUCUGAGGAGGUUGCGCAGAAGACCAAAGCUGCCGUCGCUGCUGGCCUCAGUGUGAUUCUCUGUGUCGGCGAGACCCUACAAGAACGAGAGAGCGGGGCGACCACCAAGGUAGUCUCGGAGCAACUGGACGCCGUGGUCAAGGCGAUCAAAGAAGAGGAUUGGGCUAAGGUCGUCAUUGCGUACGAACCUGUGUGGGCCAUCGGCACCGGAAAGGUAGCCACCUCCGCGCAGGCGCAGGAGACGCACCUAGCGAUUCGUGAAUACUUGACCAAGGCAGUAUCGCCCAAGGUCGCAGAGGACACACGAAUCAUCUAUGGUGGCAGCGUGAACGCCGGGAAUUGCAAGGAACUCUCUUUGCAGCCCGAUGUGGAUGGGUUUCUCGUCGGCGGUGCUUCGCUCAAGCCCGAGUUCGUCGAUAUCAUCAAUGCGAAAAAGGUCAAAGCAAAGGUUUGA